Messenger RNA from Trichoderma gamsii, 465 nucleotides. RefSeq lists its product as hypothetical. The record is from RefSeq and is a predicted model, not a curated record. Lineage: Eukaryota; Fungi; Ascomycota; Sordariomycetes; Hypocreales; Hypocreaceae. The transcript has a single exon. The coding region runs from base 1 to 465 and encodes 154 amino acids.
AUGUUCGGUUCAUACAGCUCAUACAGCUCGGCGAGCGCAAUGUCCGCCGCCAUCGACAUCAGCCCCUCCAACCUGCGCAGCACCCGCGAUGCCUCAUGCGCUUUCCCCUCGUGGCCUCGACGCGAGUCUCUGUCCGAGUUUGGCCGCGAGGAGCGAGCCACCUCAUUCCUCUCCGACGACGACCUCCUCCUGUCUGACCCCUUCGACGACGACAGCCACAGCGUCGCCAGCUCCAGCGCCUCGUCUUCCCCCAUGAUGAUGCAGUCUCCUCCUCACCUUACCGACUUCGAGGUCCUGGAGGCCCAGCGCGAGAAGCUGGCUGCUGUUCAGCGCGAGGCUGUCCGCCAGGUCAUGCUCGAGAAGGAGCGCCGCAAGCUGGCCGCCAAGAAGAAGAGCCGAGCUCACGUUAGCUCCAAGAAGAGCCCCAAGUCCAAGCUUAUCUCCAUGACUCCCAUCUCUGAGUAA